AUGAGCCUCUCGGAGGACGAGAGGGCCCCUGCCGAGGUGGUGCUGGCAGGCCUGGGCAGCUUCAAGGCGGAGCACAGCCUGGAGCUCCACACCCCCUUCAUUGCGCGCAUCAUGGGGUCCCAGCCCUUCAAGCUGGUGCCCAUCAUGGUCGGCGCCCUCAGCACAGAGGCGGAGGCGCGGUAUGGCGCCCUGCUGGGCCACUACCUCGAUGACCCCUCCAACCUCUUCAUCAUCUCAUCCGACUUUUGCCACUGGGGGCGGCGCUUCAGCUACACAUUCUAUGACAAGACCAAGGGCCCCAUCUGGAAGUCUGUGCAGUGGCUGGACGAGCUUGGCAUGAGGAUCAUUGAAAAGGGCGACCCGGAGGCAUUUGCUGAGUACCAGCGGGAGUACCGCAACACCAUUUGCGGCAGACACCCCAUAGGGGUGCUGCUCAACAUGCUGCACCACUGCGCCACCAAGUUCAGUGUCGCCUUCAAUUCGUACGACCAGUCCAGCCACUGCGAGGAGCUCACAGACUCGAGCGUCAGCUACGCAGCCGCCACUGUGACGGCCGUUUAG
Monoraphidium neglectum is the source of this 561-nucleotide messenger RNA. RefSeq lists its product as hypothetical. The transcript has 8 exons. The record is from RefSeq and is a predicted model, not a curated record. Lineage: Eukaryota; Viridiplantae; Chlorophyta; Chlorophyceae; Sphaeropleales; Selenastraceae. The coding region runs from base 1 to 561 and encodes 186 amino acids.